AAGAGAGGAAAAAGGUCAAACCAAUUUGUUUCUCUCUGUUUCCUCCUGAGUCCUGCCUUAUUUCGUUCAUGGAUUCACUGAAAUCGAGCAUUCCUCAAGUGGGUUUGCACCGAAACUUCGAUCUCUCUUUUCCCAGUCUGCCUAUGCCCCCAUCAAGGCUAAAAGUUACAUGCGGGUCGAGAAAGAUUGGACCAAGAAAACCAAUGUGGAGGUCAAGGGUGUUGUCUCCAGAAGCCAUACAAGCUGUCCAAUCUUUGAAAUUAGCAAAAUCUCCAGGCAAAUUAGCAGAGGUCUUUGCCAAUAGAAUCAGCAGACUCAUGAAGGCCGACUUGUUGGAUACUUUAUACGAGCUGCAAAGGCAAAACGAAGUAGAAUUAGCCCUUCAGGUGUUUAAUUUUGCAAGAAAAGAAAUUUGGUAUGAACCGGGUAUAUCUAUUUUCACUGACAUGAUCCUGAUGUUGGGAAAGAGUAGCAAUAUUGAAAUGGCUGAACAGCUUUUUGGCGAGCUAGAGAAAGAAGGCCUAAGGCCUGACACCAGAACAUACACUGAGAUGAUUGGAGCAUAUUUCCGUAUCAAAAUGAUAGAAAAGGCAAUGGAGUCAAAUGAAUCAAUGAAGGGAUCAGGUUGUGUUCCUGACAAGCUAACAUUCAGGAUCUUGAUAAAGAACCUUGAAAAGACUGGCAAAAAAGAACUUAUAGCUACAGUGAAGAAAGAUUGUCUUUCCUAUAUUAAGUACCCUGAGAAAUUUCUUGAAGAGGUUGAAAAGACAUACCCAAAGCGAAGGUUACUCAACGUUGUUUGAAGAUAUGUAGCAUCUUUCAACCAUGUCCUCCUUUGUGCUACCUUGAAUUUCACAAUCCUUGGAGCUGGAUGAAGCUUGUCACCAUAGCCAGCUACCUUGAGAUAGUUGCUGCCAGCUUAUUGGCAUAUGAGCUGGCAAUUCUCACAUUGACUGGAAUGCAAGGAACAACUGAGCACUAUGCCGGGAACAUCCUACCCUGGACUUACCAACGGUCUAACAAGAUUCCUGACCACUGGAGACAAAUUAAAGUGGACAGCUACUACCACUACUCAAAAGGAGUCAAGACAGUCAACAAUCAUUCCAACCACUACACCAGUCACUCCAAAAAGAGACAAAGAAAAAGUGACGGAAAUGGCAUCCGAAGAAACAGCCAGUAACUUUUUGAUAAAGCAAAUUAUGCAGAAUCCCGAGAUGCUGAAAGAAUAUCUGAAAUAUUUACAAAAGCCAAAAGAAGAAGACAAAAUAGAGGAACCAGCAGGAUCAUCCGAAUCUACUUUUGAUCCUUUUGAUGAUCCCAUCGGUGGACAAAAUCCAAACGACUUUUGAAAAAGAAUGUCGGCCACAACAAAUGAAAGCAAAAUUGAAAUUCAAAUAAAAAUGAAAUGCAGAAUCGAGCUUCUAUAAAUAGAUUCAAGAUUCAGAAGACAGGCAUCGGCAAAUAUCAGAAGUUGUAAUAGACUUGUCUAAGUUUUCCUACUACUCCCACUCACUCUUAGUUCUUCUACUAUUCCCACUCACUCUAAAUAACCAUUGUACUCAAAAGCCUUUGUAGAAGUGGAUUUCAUCAUUACAAUAAAGUUUCCAUUGUUGAAUUCAAGCUUCCGAUUGUGCACUCUCAAAAGUCAAGAACAACUGAGCACUAUGCCGGGAACAUCCUACCCUGGACUUACCAACGGUCUAACAAGAUUCCUGACCACUGGAGACAAAUUAAAGUGGACAGCUACUACCACUACUCAAAAGGAGUCAAGACAGUCAACAAUCAUUCCAACCACUACACCAGUCACUCCAAAAAGAGACAAAGAAAAAGUGACGGAAAUGGCAUCCGAAGAAACAGCCAGUAACUUUUUGAUAAAGCAAAUUAUGCAGAAUCCCGAGAUGCUGAAAGAAUAUCUGAAAUAUUUACAAAAGCCAAAAGAAGAAGACAAAAUAGAGGAACCAGCAGGAUCAUCCGAAUCUACUUUUGAUCCUUUUGAUGAUCCCAUCGGUGGACAAAAUCCAAACGACUUUUGAAAAAGAAUGUCGGCCACAACAAAUGAAAGCAAAAUUGAAAUUCAAAUAAAAAUGAAAUGCAGAAUCGAGCUUCUAUAAAUAGAUUCAAGAUUCAGAAGACAGGCAUCGGCAAAUAUCAGAAGUUGUAAUAGACUUGUCUAAGUUUUCCUACUACUCCCACUCACUCUUAGUUCUUCUACUAUUCCCACUCACUCUAAAUAACCAUUGUACUCAAAAGCCUUUGUAGAAGUGGAUUUCAUCAUUACAAUAAAGUUUCCAUUGUUGAAUUCAAGCUUCCGAUUGUGCACUCUCAAAAGUCAAGAACAACUGAGCACUAUGCCGGGAACAUCCUACCCUGGACUUACCAACGGUCUAACAAGAUUCCUGACCACUGGAGACAAAUUAAAGUGGACAGCUACUACCACUACUCAAAAGGAGUCAAGACAGUCAACAAUCAUUCCAACCACUACACCAGUCACUCCAAAAAGAGACAAAGAAAAAGUGACGGAAAUGGCAUCCGAAGAAACAGCCAGUAACUUUUUGAUAAAGCAAAUUAUGCAGAAUCCCGAGAUGCUGAAAGAAUAUCUGAAAUAUUUACAAAAGCCAAAAGAAGAAGACAAAAUAGAGGAACCAGCAGGAUCAUCCGAAUCUACUUUUGAUCCUUUUGAUGAUCCCAUCGGUGGACAAAAUCCAAACGACUUUUGAAAAAGAAUGUCGGCCACAACAAAUGAAAGCAAAAUUGAAAUUCAAAUAAAAAUGAAAUGCAGAAUCGAGCUUCUAUAAAUAGAUUCAAGAUUCAGAAGACAGGCAUCGGCAAAUAUCAGAAGUUGUAAUAGACUUGUCUAAGUUUUCCUACUACUCCCACUCACUCUUAGUUCUUCUACUAUUCCCACUCACUCUAAAUAACCAUUGUACUCAAAAGCCUUUGUAGAAGUGGAUUUCAUCAUUACAAUAAAGUUUCCAUUGUUGAAUUCAAGCUUCCGAUUGUGCACUCUCAAAAGUCAAGAACAACUGAGCACUAUGCCGGGAACAUCCUACCCUGGACUUACCAACGGUCUAACAAGAUUCCUGACCACUGGAGACAAAUUAAAGUGGACAGCUACUACCACUACUCAAAAGGAGUCAAGACAGUCAACAAUCAUUCCAACCACUACACCAGUCACUCCAAAAAGAGACAAAGAAAAAGUGACGGAAAUGGCAUCCGAAGAAACAGCCAGUAACUUUUUGAUAAAGCAAAUUAUGCAGAAUCCCGAGAUGCUGAAAGAAUAUCUGAAAUAUUUACAAAAGCCAAAAGAAGAAGACAAAAUAGAGGAACCAGCAGGAUCAUCCGAAUCUACUUUUGAUCCUUUUGAUGAUCCCAUCGGUGGACAAAAUCCAAACGACUUUUGAAAAAGAAUGUCGGCCACAACAAAUGAAAGCAAAAUUGAAAUUCAAAUAAAAAUGAAAUGCAGAAUCGAGCUUCUAUAAAUAGAUUCAAGAUUCAGAAGACAGGCAUCGGCAAAUAUCAGAAGUUGUAAUAGACUUGUCUAAGUUUUCCUACUACUCCCACUCACUCUUAGUUCUUCUACUAUUCCCACUCACUCUAAAUAACCAUUGUACUCAAAAGCCUUUGUAGAAGUGGAUUUCAUCAUUACAAUAAAGUUUCCAUUGUUGAAUUCAA
This is a messenger RNA of Coffea arabica (coffee), 3672 nucleotides long. RefSeq names its product protein THYLAKOID ASSEMBLY 8-like, chloroplastic. Gene Ontology annotation, molecular function: RNA binding; protein binding. Gene Ontology annotation, biological process: chloroplast organization; Group II intron splicing. NCBI's taxonomy places the organism in Eukaryota, Viridiplantae, Streptophyta, Magnoliopsida, Gentianales, Rubiaceae. The record is from RefSeq and is a predicted model, not a curated record.